AUGGUGCUGGAGCUGGUCUACCAGAUCACAUGGAAGUUGAAAGCAAUAUACAGGUGCCAACGAGGGCGGCUCUGGGUCUUCUUCAGCCUCCUCAUCCUGCUCUUGUUCACGCUUCAAGUUGUGGAGAAGUUGCAGCCUCUCAGAAACUGUCGGUGUGAGGUGGAGCGUGCUCUGCAGCAGACUGUGGACCAUGGCCAGAAGGAGCUCAGCAAUGCCCUCCAGACCCCCAACCAGCUGUGGGGUGAUGAUCCCUUGCACUGGCAGAGGAGACCCCUGCCAGACCCUACUGUGGCAGAGAGCGUGCAGGACGUUUUUCAGAUGCAGCAGUACUUCAGCCAGGACUCCCCACUUGAAAGCAGCCUGGGCAGCAAAAAGGAGGGCUGGACGUGGCAGCCUGUGGAGAGCAGCGAGAAGGUGGAAGCCCAUCUUUCAUCCACAAGGCUGAAAUCCCAGUUUACUGGCCUGAGAAAAGCAACCCGAGAGGGUCCUUCUCCAACUCUUCCUGGGAGAAUCUCUGCAGUUUGGGGAGAUGAUGAUGAUGCUGUCACCAGCAAGUUCAUAUUCUUUACAAACAAGAUGACUGCAGAGGAGCACAGGAGAACGCCACCAUCAGAAAUGAUGCAGUUGGUGGUACAGAGCCAAUCUCAGCCCCAAGCCAUGGGUUCCCCCUACCAUCAGCAGAGCAGCUCACUUAAACAAGCUGUGCCAAAUUCAGCUCAACCUCCACAGGCAGAGGAUUUUUACAAGACAGACCUGGAGAGGGAAUUUUUCCCAAGCUGGACAGAUAUCUCUGAGGUUGAGGAGGUGACACCUGGAGAAGGCCAAAAGACCAGAGGGGUCUCCUUUCAAGGGGAGAAGUGUGAGCCCAAGACUGACAUUGUUUUCCUGAAAGUACACAAGAGUGCCAGCAGCACCGUCAUGAACAUCCUCUUUCGCUUCGGCGAGAUGCACAACCUCACCUUUGCCUUCCCCACUGGGGGUGGCAAUCAGCUCUUCUACCCACGCCACUUCUUAGCAACAUUCGUGGAGGGCUUCUCUCCGAGGAGCCCUCAGCGAUUCAACAUCCUCUGCCAUCACAUGCGGUUCCUGCAGCCAGAGGUGCAGAAAGUGGUGUCCAGCUCAGCUGUCUACUUCUCCAUCCUGAGGAAUCCUGUGCAGCUCAUGGAGUCCUCCUUCGUGUACUACAAGGGCGCAUCAGCUUUCUCCCGUGCUCACAGCCUGGAGGAGUUUCUCAGCCAGCCCUACCGCUACUACAACCCUGCAAAUGGUGACAGCCACUACGCCAAGAACCUCAUGACAUUCGACUUUGGCUUCAACCCCAAUGGAGAGGUCUCUGCUGAGCGGGUAGAACUCAUGCUGAAGGCUAUUGAGGCGUCCUUUGACUUGCUCCUCAUCUCCGAGUACUUUGAUGAGUCCAUGGUGCUGCUGAAGGAGGUGCUGUGCUGGGACCUGGACAGUGUUGUCUCCUUCCCACUCAACAGCAGGGACAGUAGCACCAAGUCCCCCCUCCCAGCCACCAUCAUGGAGAAGAUAAAGAACUGGAAUAGGCUGGACUGGGAAAUCUACACCCACUUCAACAGGACCUUCUGGGAAAGGAUCGAUCGAGACAUUGGCAGGGAGCGCAUGCAGCGGGAAGUAAAGGCCCUUCGGGAGAGGCGGGCAGAGCUGGCAAGGACCUGCCUGCAAGGGAUGGGCAGUGUGGUCCCUAAGGACAUCAAGGACUCUUCCCUGAGGCCACUGCAGCAUGGCAGUGCAAAGAUCUUGGGCUAUAACCUCAAGCAGGGCUUGGACAAGGAGACAGAGCACAUGUGCCGGCGGCUGGUGACCCCAGAGCUGCAGUACAGCAGUGCGCUCUACAAGAAGCAGUUUGCCCAGAAGCAUUCCCAGACCAAGCAGCCUGCUCCCUCUCUGCAGGGCAAUGCUGUGAGGCACAGGCUGGAGGGCACCCAAAACUGA
Messenger RNA from Apaloderma vittatum (bar-tailed trogon), 1956 nucleotides. Its product is annotated as galactose-3-O-sulfotransferase 2-like. The transcript is spliced from 4 exons. Lineage: Eukaryota; Metazoa; Chordata; Aves; Trogoniformes; Trogonidae. Gene Ontology annotation, molecular function: galactosylceramide sulfotransferase activity. The record is from RefSeq and is a predicted model, not a curated record. Bases 1 to 1956 code for a protein of 651 amino acids. Gene Ontology annotation, cellular component: membrane. Gene Ontology annotation, biological process: glycolipid biosynthetic process.